AUGAUGUUACCCUCAAACAUUCCACUCCAAAAUUCUGAAACAAAAAUAAAUCAUUAUCAAAAAUUAUUUAAUGAAGGGCAAAAAUUACAAAAUUACAAACACCAUAAAAGAGAUUUUAAAUUAUCGGCAAAAGAACCAAAAUAUCUUUAUAAUCAUCAUGAUCAAGCAAGAUUGAAAUUAGGAUUACAAGAUAAUUAUAAUAAACAUCAACCAUUUUAUUUUACUUCAAAUUCAAUUAAUUUUAAUAAUUCAAUUAUAUCAAGAACUUUUUAUUUGCUAAUGACAUUUAUUGCGUUAUUAAUUGUAAUAACUGCUUUAUCAUUUGGUAUGAGAGAAUAUCAAUUAUCUUUUAAACGUAAAAUUAAAUCACGUCAAAGUUAUUAUGAAGUUGCAACAACUGAAAAUUUAAAAUUAGAUUCUUCUUGGAAAUCACCAAAAAAAAUUGGUGAAAAUCAAUUAAGAAAAGAAGAUGAAGUUCAAAGUUUAAAAAAUGUAAUUCAAGCUUGUGGAGAAGCUGAAAAUUUAAAAUCUGGUACUGGAUUAACAAAAUUUUUAGAUAUUGGAGGUAUUAAUGGUGGUUUGCAACCAAUUCAAAAUAAAUUAAAUAAUAAAUUUAAAUCAAAUAAUUGGAAUUUUCAAAAAUAUAAAUUAACUAGUAAUGCAAUGAGUUUAAAUGGUGGAUCAAGUUCUAAUCAACAACAACAAUCACAACAACAACAAGAAACUGAAAAAUCAAAUAAAAUAAGUGGAUUUAGUGAAAAAUCAAUUACAAAAUAUAGAAAAAAUUUUAAUAACCCAACCAUUAUUAGUAAAGAUCAUUACUAUAAUAAUAAAUUUACUAUUGAAGAAUUAAUGAAAUCAAAUCAACCUCAAUUGAAUUCAAUUGAUUUUCAAAAUUUAAUAACUUUAGGUAUGCAAAAGAUUCAAGUAUCUCAAUUAUUAAAUUGUUCAAUUAUAAUUCCAAAAUUAAGAUUUUCAAAUGCAUGGCAAGCAUGUAAUAAAAUUGAAGAAAUUAGAAUUACAUUAUUUGAAUCAAAUGAUAAAUUUACGAAAAUUUUUGGUUUAUUACAAUUAUCUUCAAUUGGUAAACAUGAUUUAGUAUUUGAUAAUCCCAACAUAUUUUUAACUAGUUUCAAUGAAUUUAUUGAAGAAUUAAUUGAUUCAUGUAUUAUAUUUGAAUUAUUUACAUUAUGUAAUAAUUGGUUACAAUUACUUAUAAUUGAAUUUUUUUUAAUGUAUUGUUGGUCUCAUGCGAAAUAUCAGGAUUCAGAUUCAAAAUGUAAAAUCAUAAAACAACAAUUUAUAAAAUGGAAUUUAUCAAAACCAACUAUUCAAAAUAAAUUUUUAAUUUUUAGAAUUUUAUGUAAUUUAUAUUUGGGUAUAAAAUCAUUAACUACUAUCAAAUUUCUUAAAGAAAAUGAGAUUAAAUUAUGUAUAGUUUUAAAAGAUUUCAUAAAACAUAGUUUGUGUAAUGAUUAUAUUCAUUAUUUACCAAUGUUAAUUAAAGCAAUAGAUGUUUCAAAUAAUCAAGAAAAAUUAAAAAUAUUUUUUUAUGAAAUGAUUAAAAUAUUAAUUUUGAAACAUAAAAAAUGUUGUAUGAAUGAAUACCUUAAUAAUUUAAAUAAUUUUGAAUUUGAAAAAAUUAUUCAAUAUGAUUUACAACAACAUUUACCAUCAAGUUUAAUAUAUAAAAAGGCUAAUGAGAUUUAUAAAAUUUUAAUUGACAAUAGUGAAUUUAAUCUUGAUGAUAAUAAUAAAAAGGAUAAAACUAAUAUUAAUAUUAAAAAUAGAAUGAAUUCAAAAAUUUCAUCACAAUCUUGGAAUUUAACUUCCUCAAAUGAUGAAUAUGCAAGUGUUGAAAACCAAGUACUUUCUGAUGCAAUACCAUUAUCAACAGAAUAUGCUGAGAAAUUUUUUACACCAUAUAAAAAAUUAAAUUCUACUCCAUCUCAAUCAAAAGAUGAAUUAUUAAAAGAAAAAAUUAGUAAUAAUAAUACUUUGGAUUUAAUAAAAGAAGAAGUAAUUGAAAGUAAUGAAAAUGAAGAAGAUGAAGAAAGAGAAGAAGAAGAAAUUGAUCAAUUUGAAGAUACAAAAUCAAAUGAAAUUAAUGAAUUAAAUGAAUAUAAUUCAUGGCAAAUUGGAUAUUUAUCAAAUGGUCAAUAG
Lodderomyces jiufengensis is the source of this 2163-nucleotide messenger RNA. RefSeq lists its product as uncharacterized. The record is from RefSeq and is a predicted model, not a curated record. The coding region runs from base 1 to 2163 and encodes 720 amino acids. The transcript has a single exon. NCBI's taxonomy places the organism in Eukaryota, Fungi, Ascomycota, Pichiomycetes, Serinales, Debaryomycetaceae.